Messenger RNA from Anopheles aquasalis, 2307 nucleotides. Its product is annotated as organic cation transporter protein. Lineage: Eukaryota; Metazoa; Arthropoda; Insecta; Diptera; Culicidae. Gene Ontology annotation, biological process: transmembrane transport. Gene Ontology annotation, molecular function: transmembrane transporter activity. Gene Ontology annotation, cellular component: membrane. The record is from RefSeq and is a predicted model, not a curated record.
CACGCUGGACGUUAUGGCCACCCGGUGAAGUGCUUAUCGUCGCUAAAGUGCGGUGCAGUGUAAUCAGCGUCAGCACGCUGUAGUGGUUUGUAAGCGUAGCAACGGAACCUGUACUAGCACCUGUAGGGCAUUCGCCUCAUCAUGGGACAACAGGAGCACGAUCUCGAGAUGGCAGAAGAGGACCCACGGAAGGACCUCGGCACUCCAGUGGAGAUAUCCGAGUCAAUCGAUGCCGAACCAGCCGGUGGUCCGGUCCACGCCACCGACAAACUGACGCUGCACUCGGCCAGUGAUCUCAAGCAAACGAUCCUCGACGGUCUGGAGCAGAAGGGCAAUGGUGGACUAUGGUUGUGGGUUCUGUUCAUCCUGUGCCUUACACCGAACAUACUCAACGGCUUCCAUGUUUCGUCGUACGUGUUUUUGGGGCAGAUGCCGACAAACUACUACUGCACGGUACCACAGCUCGAGAAAGCUGGCUGGAGCCACGAGGAAAUCCGUAACAUCACCGCACCAAGUGGAACGGCCAAGAAUGGAACCUGUACGAUCUACAGCUGGAACUAUCAGCAGCUAAGCAAGCUUAACUUCCAGGAUGCACUCAACUACACACAAUCCCAGCAGCGCCCGGAAGAGGUUAACUGUCUCUCGACUGCGGCGUCCGGAAGCGGGUGGGAAAUGUUCUACGAUCAACCGGAAGGUGUAUCGAUCGUACCGGAAUGGGAUCUACUGUGCGAACGAACAGCACUGCGAUCGACGGUUCAGGUGGCACUAUCGAUCGGCAAGUUUGUCGGAGCAUCCAGCUUCGGUGUGCUGUCCGAUAAGUUCGGGCGCAAGACGAGCUUCUCGAUUGCCGCCACGCUGUACAUCGUGUCCGGGCUGCUGACAACGUUUUCGCCCGUUUAUCUGCUGCUGCUCCUGGGACGCAUCGGUCUCGGAGCGUCCGCCUCCGGCGUGUUCUAUCCAGCAUUUGCUUUGCUUACGGAGAACAUUGGUAAACGCCACCGGUCUUGGAUGAGCAUUGCGUUCAACUUCUCGUACCCGUUGGGCAUGCUGUUCCUGGCACUGGCAGCCUACCUCAUACCCGUGUGGAGGGAUCUCUCUCUGGCACUGACGAUUCCUUCGUUUCUGCUCGUGAUACAUCUCUACUUCCUCGUAGAGUCACCGCGCUGGCUGUUAAGCAAGGGGCAAGAGCGUAAGGCGUACCGCAUGGUUUUCGGAAGGAAGGCACCAAAGGAACUGAUCGAUACGGCGCAAGUGGUCGAGAAAAACCAAGAAGCAGAUGCAAUCGAACCCACCAGCGCUACCCGUGGUGAGCGACUAAAGCAGUCGUUCAGCGAGUUUACGAAACUCUAUGGCACUCCCGUGCUCUGCCGCAGGGCACUAAUCUGCCAUUUUACGUGGUGUAUAACAUCGCUCUGCUACUACGUCACUGCACUCAAUGCGGACAACUUCGCAGCUAACCGCUAUGUGUACGUGGCCACCACCGGUUCCGUGGACAUUGUCGCCUAUAUACUGUCCAUGAUCGUGCUCGCCUACUUCGGUCGACGGAGCUCAUCGUUCUGUUUCUUCCUGUACGCCGGUAUCUGUUUGCUGGUGGUGCUGGCGGUGCCACAGGACAAAACCACAGCACUGGUCACAUUGGCUAUGCUGGGUCGCGUUGGUAUAACAGCCGUGUACGCCAUCGUUACACUGCACACGGCGGAACUGUUCCCGACCGAAAUACGUAAUACGGCGCUGGGCAUUUGCUCGACAAUGGCACACGUUGGCUCGAUUGCCGCACCGUACAUUACGGAUUUACUAGGGCGAUUCGGCUGGUGGAUACCGACCACCAUUUGCGGUUGCGCUGUACUGCUUGCCGGUGCGCUCACAUUGCUUCAUCCGGAAACGCGCGAUGCUGCACUGAAAGAUCACGCCAAGCAGGAACAGCACGGGGUUACUAUCAAUGAUAGUGAGGAAAGUGUUACUGAUGCAAAGCAACAAACCAAUUCUACUAGUUAGUAAGAAGAACGUGACACUGCUGCUAUAAGGGUAGCGUUUAAUCGGGAUAUUAUCGGGAGACGAAAAGAGAACAAAUCGACUCUCAUUAUAACAUAACUCUUCCGCCAAUCAGCGUUACCAAUAAGAUUUACUCAAUGCAAAUUCCUGUAUCGUCCGAUCCGACUGUAACCGUACAAGCAUUGCUAAGAUCGCACAAAACAUUCCAGAGUCUAAUGGUAGCGCAAUGUGGACUUACCUCAUUCCAGGUAAGCACCGACAGGGGAAAUAUCAACAUUUUCCAGAGCCGAACAAGAAUAAAGUGCUGGCAUAAGU